GGGGGCGGAGCUUCGGGAUCAGCGGGGCUGCAUACCGGGACCCCCGGGGACGGAGACGCGCGCCCCUGUCCGAGCUCACGUCGCCUCGCAGUGUCCCCGCGGGGAGGAGCCGACCACCCGGAGUCACCAAAGUUUGAUUCUCCUCCCCGGGAGGAGUCUUCGGGCCGCGGUCCCUCCGGGCACCGGGCGCCACCCGCACACACCCAGGCCGGGACCAGCUUCUCCCUCGCUCCGAGUCGGAGCCUCAAAGUCGGGAGGCGCUGCGGGCCUGCGCACGCGCCGCCGCCCUCGCUAUCCUCCCCGCGGAGCUACAGAGCCCCCCCCUCCGCCCCAAGUUCACGAGUUCCACGAGUGGAGGGACAGCGCGGGGCCCGCGCGGGGCCAUGGAGGAGCCGCUGGGGUCGCCGCCCGCUGCCCUGUCGGCGCUGGAGAAGAACGUGGCGGAGCUGACCGUCAUGGACGUGUACGACAUCGCGUCGCUCGUGGGCCACGAGUUCGAGAGGGUCAUCGACCAACACGGCUGCGAGGCCAUCGCACGCCUCAUGCCCAAGGUCGUGAGGGUCCUGGAGAUCCUCGAGGUGCUGGUUAGCCGACACCAUGUCGCUCCCGAGCUGGACGAGCUGCGACUGGAGCUGGACCGGCUGCGCGUGGAGAGGAUGGACCGCAUUGAGAAGGAGCGCAAGCAUCAGAAGGAGCUGGAGCUGGUGGAGGAUGUGUGGCGGGGCGAGGCGCAGGACCUCCUGUCCCAGAUUGCCCAGCUGCAGGAGGAGAACAAGCAGCUGAUGACCAACCUUAACCACAAGGAGGUGGGCUUCUCUGAGGAGGAGUUCCAGAAGCAGGAAGGCAUGUCAGAGCGAGAGCGGCAGGUGAUGAAGAGGCUGAAGGAGGUGGUAGACAAGCAGAGGGAUGAGAUCCGAGCCAAAGACAGGGAGCUGGGCUUGAAGAAUGAGGACGUCGAGGCUCUGCAGCAGCAGCAGACGAGGCUAAUGAAGAUCAACCACGACCUUCGGCACCGCGUCACAGUGGUGGAGGCUCAGGGCAAGGCGCUGAUUGAGCAGAAGGUGGAGCUGGAGGCGGACCUGCAGACCAAGGAGCAGGAGAUGGGCAGCCUGCGGGCGGAGCUCGGCAAGCUCCGAGAGAGGCUUCAGGGCGAGCACAGCCAGAAUGGAGAGGAGGCGGCCGAGGGGCAGCCGCAGCCAGACGGAGAGGAGUCCAUCUCAGAUGCAGAGAAAGCAGCCCUGGACCUCAAGGACCCCAACCGCCCACGGUUCACGCUGCAGGAGCUGCGGGAUGUACUGCAUGAGAGGAAUGAGCUUAAGUCCAAGGUGUUUCUGUUGCAAGAGGAGCUGGCCUACUAUAAGAGUGAAGAAAUAGAAGAGGAGAAUCGAAUACCCCAACCUCCGCCCAUCAUACACCCAAGGACGUCCCUCCCACCGGAGUCUGGGAUCAAGCGACUGUUUAGCUUUUUCUCCCGGGACAAGAGGCGCCUGGCCAACACGCAGAGACCCACGCACAUCCACGAGUCCUUUGGCCAGUGGGCAAAUACCCACCGAGAUGACGGGUACACAGAGCAAGGACAGGAAGCCCUGCAGCACCUGUGACUGUGCCCCACCCCCGGACCACCUGCCACCUGCUGCGGGUGGCCGCCUCAACAUCCAGCCCUCAAACGAACUGUCUGCUUUGAGGGUGGAUGAUGAAAAACUGAUGCCAAAUCCUACAGAAGUGUUUAUUUAUCUGCAGGGCUAUCUGGUUUAUACUCAAUGCCUCAGACCUCUUAGGACCUAUAUUUAAUAAGGUGAGGAUCUGAAGCCAGACCACAUUAAUUUUAGUUAACAAGCUUCCAAAGCUGAACACUACCAUGGCUGUUUGACUCCUAGGUUUAGUUUGGUUUGGUUUGGUUUGGUUAUGGCCUUUGCCAUGUUAGUGAGGAGCUGUGGAAGGGGAGUUUUAUAUUGUGAAGUUGCCCUGGAGGGAGCAGCUUAUACAGUGUGUGGAUCGGACUGGUGGAGCCUCUAGUCACAGGAUGAGUCACACAAAACAGAAAAUCUUCACAGUCCUUCCAGCCACGGACUAGAAACAACUGUGGACUGUGGCUCACUGUUCCUGAUAAGGCUAGAGGCCUGAGCAGCCUGUCUGAGGUGGUGUGCCUUGAAAUCUGCUGUGAGCUACACAGUACUAACCAAACAAAGUUGUUUAGGAUGAGACAUUGGCGUGCUUCCUGUGUGCAUUUUUCCUUUCUUACCCCCCUUUAUUUUUAAAUGUAUUUUGUAUUUUGAAUACUGGGUCCUAUGCAAAGGAGACUAUGCCCUUAAGUGGACUGGAUGCCAGCCUCUUGGAGCCUGGGUGAUUUGCCCUUGGCAGAUGAGGAAGACAGACACAUGUAUGGGUGGGAGGGCAUUGGGUAGGAAGGGGCUUGAGGACCACAUGUCCAGCUGAUCCACAGUUGCCGUGCCACUGGAGGAGCUGGAGGCUAGCCCAUUUAGCGCUCAGGGUUUGCAGCUUCAGAGGGCACUACUUCCUAAGAGCAUAUGAUGGAUGGAGCCAGGCCCUGUGCACUGUGCUAAGAAAUGAGGUGAAGCUGAGCAAGGGGGUACGUGCCUAGAACGCUGGGUUUGGCUCCAAUGAGUGACAUCUGAAGUCUAGCUCCUUCCUGAAAGCAAGGAGGUAAAAAAAAAUCCUGUAACAACUUUGUUUUGUUUUUUGAAGCAGGGUUUCUCUGUGUAGCCCUAGCUAUGCUGGACUUCCGUUGUAGACCAGGCUGGCCUUGAACUCAAAAUGAGUUCUGCCUUUGCCUCAUUGUGCUGAGAUUAAAUGCGUGGGCCACAAUGCCUGGCUAGCAACUUGUUUUGUGUUGGUUUUUGAGCUGGGGUCUUGUUAUAUGGCUCUAGCCGGCCUCAGACUCUGAACAGUCCCGUGUCUCCCAAGUGCUAGGUUGGCGGCCUUGUGCCUCAUACCUGGUUCUGAUAGCAACUUUUAUUAUUACACAUAUGGGUGAUCUGUGUGCCAUGGUGCACAUGUGGAGUUAACAUGACAACUUUCAGGAGUUGAUUCUAUCAACCCCAGGUUCUGGGAAUCUAAGGUCAGGCAGGGCUGUGUGACCAUUUAAAAAAAAAAAAAGACUUUUUAUUAUAUAUUUGUGUGUGUCUACACACACAUACCCCUAGUGCCUAAGGCCCAAAGAGAGUGCCAGAUCCCCUGGAACUGGAAUUUAGAAUUUACAGAGGUUUGUAAGCCACUAUGUGGUACUGGGAACAGAACCCAGGUCGUCUUCAAGAACAGCAAGUGCUCUUAAAUGCAGAGCUGUUUUUCCAGCCAGUGUGGCACAUGCUUUUAUGCUCUAAGCCACCUUGCUAAUUCUCCAAUGGCAGUAUGGUUACUAACUGAAACAGGACCUGGAAUUCCAUACAGAUCCAACUGCCUUCCAGGUGUUGGGAUUAACGGUGUGCUGCACUGUGCCUGGUUAAAUGGCAUUUCUUUUUUAAGUCAAAGCAGUCUUUGAUUCAUUUCAAGUUCCCAGAAGACAGCUGUCCGGCAAACCAGAAACCAGACAGUAAGUAAAAGGAAACACUGGCCCCACAGACUAGUCCCGGGUAGUCUAUCUCGCUCCUCCCCAUUCUUUCAUCUCAUUCCUGCUGAGAUUUAUCUUUUCCAAAGGCUCAAAGUCAGUUAUAGAUCACAGCCCUGCAAGACUGCUUUUCAUUUUAAAUGCCAGCUGGGGAAGAAGGCCGACAGUCAGCAUUUUGCAGGGAGUGGGUUAUAUGGACUUGUCAGCAGCUGCCUGCUGACCCAGAUGCUCAGCCUGCUGUCUGGUUAUUAAAGGCUGGAACAUUCCUA
This is a messenger RNA of Meriones unguiculatus (Mongolian gerbil), 3834 nucleotides long. It is a transcript of the gene Rilpl1, whose product is annotated as Rab interacting lysosomal protein like 1. Gene Ontology annotation, biological process: cilium assembly. The transcript is spliced from 7 exons. Gene Ontology annotation, cellular component: ciliary basal body; cytoplasm. The record is from RefSeq and is a predicted model, not a curated record. NCBI's taxonomy places the organism in Eukaryota, Metazoa, Chordata, Mammalia, Rodentia, Muridae. Gene Ontology annotation, molecular function: protein dimerization activity. The coding region runs from base 384 to 1601 and encodes 405 amino acids.